AUGGCGUUCAACUUCAACUGGUCGCCUUUGAUGGCGGACGCGAGUUUUUACACUCGUGCCCAAGAUCUGCUCACUGCUGCGCUCAAUAAGUCGCCGAAACCUCCCAUCAUCGUCGACGACAUUCACGUCACCGAGUUAAACCUGGGCUCUAUUCCACCGGAGCUGGAGAUCCUCGAGAUUGGAGACUUGGCUGAGGAUCGUUUUCGUGGCAUCUUUAAAAUGUCAUAUACUGGCGACGCUUUUCUCACACUCAAAACCCGCGUCCAAGCCAAUCCGCUUAACACUUUUCUCCUCACACGCCCGACUUUCGCGUCACCAGUACCUCUCGCUGCUGCUACCCCACUCACGAUACCCUUACAAAUUACUCUGUCCGACUUUAAACUUUCUGGAUUUGUGAUACUCGUCUUUUCUAAGCAAAAAGGAAUUACGGUGGUGUUUCGCAAUGACCCGCUCGAAUCGCUCAAAGUAUCGUCCACCUUCGAUUCAAUACCGUUUGUACGCGACUUCCUACAGAAAGAAAUUGAGGCCCAGCUUCGGAUUUUGUUCAUGGACGAACUUCCAGCCAUUAUCCACCGACUCUCGCUCCGAUUAUGGGUUCCCGAAUAUCGCACCGGGGAGGAAAUGGACGAACAAGCCGGCAAUACCGAUCAGGCCACAACCGAAGGCCCCGGCCAAGAUCCGUUGGCCAGCCCGCCCCAGGACCCUGUCGAUUCCCACGGCAACGCCUUGAACGAGUCCGAGAUAGCUUCGCUAUCUUUGGAUUCAUCAGUUGAAACCCAUUCGCUCUUCUCACAGAAGAACCUCCUUCGCCUGGCUGCUCUUACGGACUCCCAACGGACCCUAUCACUGUUCACACCUUCCAUCCAAGAAGUGGUAUAUCGCGCCUGGACCUCUCCCUCCGACACCAGCGACUUCCCUUCAAGUGUUAUUUCGCCACUGAGUCCGACUCUUUCGCGAACACAUUCACAAAUUGGCAGCAUGUCUUCGCUUCAUGAGACUGCCAGCACUGUUUCCCUGCAAAGCCGACCCUCUGUUCCGGGUCACACGAUCAGUACUUAUGGCCUUAGCCUUGGUGCUGGUCGCCACUCCAAAGCGCACUCCCGAAGACGCAAGAAGCGUGUUGUGGAUCUGCGUCGCCCUAAGACUACGGAUGACGCUAUGAGCGUGAGUGACGAGAGCGUGAUGACCGAAUCAUCUCGACCCCCGUCUAUCGCCUCGGCGCCUCUACCUAUCCUAAACGAGCAGUCGGAUGAUCCUGUCACCCCACCGUUCGCCCCCGAACCCGACUCCCACUUGCCUAUGAUCCCCGAACGCCACAGGGCCAGUCUCUCCCGCCCGACACAGCGCCGCGAAGCUGAUCUCUCAUACUCUUUGGAUACCAUUCGUGGAUCCAAGGAGGAUGUGGAUGUGACUCCCCGUGCUACUGUCCGUGGCUACCCCCAAGAGAAGGCUGACGCGGGCCCUUCCUCUAAUGCGCGCCCGCCACUGCCCGCCACUGCUCUCCCGUUCACCAAGGUGGAGAAGUCCAGUGAGAGUGUUGACUCUGUUCUGGUUGAGAGACUCGCUGGUGAAAUUGCUCGUCGCAUGCGUGAGGACAAGUUGAUGACCAGCGCAUGCAGCGGAUUUUGGAGCCGUCAACAUGAGGAUACUCCUCCGCCUGCUUAUGGUCACUGA
Messenger RNA from Penicillium nucicola, 1674 nucleotides. RefSeq names its product MDM34 family protein. NCBI's taxonomy places the organism in Eukaryota, Fungi, Ascomycota, Eurotiomycetes, Eurotiales, Aspergillaceae. The record is from RefSeq and is a predicted model, not a curated record. Gene Ontology annotation, cellular component: ERMES complex. Gene Ontology annotation, molecular function: lipid binding. The transcript has 2 exons. Bases 1 to 1674 code for a protein of 557 amino acids. Gene Ontology annotation, biological process: phospholipid transport; mitochondrion organization.